Messenger RNA from Penicillium expansum, 867 nucleotides. RefSeq names its product Short-chain dehydrogenase/reductase SDR. NCBI's taxonomy places the organism in Eukaryota, Fungi, Ascomycota, Eurotiomycetes, Eurotiales, Aspergillaceae. Bases 1 to 867 code for a protein of 288 amino acids. The record is from RefSeq and is a predicted model, not a curated record. The transcript is spliced from 2 exons.
AUGUCGGUUGAUGUUGAAGUAAAUGACGCUAAAGCCCUAUCCAUCCGCACGUCCGCCAAGCCCGCGGCAUUGAAGGUAGGUUACGUGACAGCGUAUUGGGGCGCUAAACUCAAAAAGGCAAAACUAACCCGAUACAGUAAUGCACAGGUCCGCCGUUUACAAGAUAAAACCAAGGUGCUCGCCCAGGCCCCUCAAGGAUUCCACGUAAUUCUCGCCUGCCGGUCCCUCGAAAAAGGCACGCAAGCCCUAGACGAACUGAAGCAAGAGGGAAUCGCGACGGGAAAUGUAUCAACUGUGCAUUUGGACGUGACGGAUGAGACAUCAGUACGAGCAGCAGCAAAUACCGUGCAGGAGCGAUUCGGACAGCUCGAUGUGCUAGUGAACAACGCAGGAGUGGCGAGUCGACACCCGGACAUCAAGACCCGGCUCCAACUCUGCAUGGAUACCAAUGUGAUUGGACCGGCAGUUGUGUCGGCUGCCUUCCGAUCCCUGUUAUUGAAGUCACCGAACCCCUACUCUAUCUACGUGAGCAGCGGGGUCGGGUCCCUGGCCCUAGCGUCGGAUCCCACGUCUAAGGUGUUCCGGGGUCCGUCGAAUGGGGAGGCCUAUCGUGCUAGUAAGUCCGCUCUGAAUAUGAUCAUGAUUCAGGACUGGGUCGAGAGUCGCGAUACACCGCUUAAGGUCUUUGCGGUGUGUCCGGGGUUUGUUCGGUCGAAUCUGCGUAGAACAAGUGAGGAGGAGCGCAGUGGAUGGGGAAAUGCAAGUGAUCCGUCGAUCUCGGGAAAUACCAUACUGGGUAUCCUGGAAGGGCGGAGGGAUGCUGAGGUUGGGAGGUUGAUUCAUAAGGAUGGCAGUUUCCCUUGGUGA